AUGAUCCUGUUGUUCGUGUUCUCAAAGGUCGCUAUAUUCAAAGCGGUGUCAGUGUUCCUCACGAUGCUACUGUUUCAAAAGAUGUUCUCAUUCGGAGGAGUGUUGUUGCAACAGUUCAUGAACAUGAAAGUUGAGAAGCCAGCGCCGGUGUACGGCGGCCCCCCGACACAGAGCUACGACACGGUGGGGUACAGCUACGACCCCCCGGGACACGAGGAGCUACAUGAAGGAUACCCGGCCAGAGAAGGAGGAAGCUUUGACUGGCUGUUAAAUAAAAACAUUACAUAA
Molecule: messenger RNA, 288 nt
Organism: Danaus chrysippus (African queen)
Lineage: Eukaryota; Metazoa; Arthropoda; Insecta; Lepidoptera; Nymphalidae
Source: the annotation of a GenBank genome assembly